AUGACAAAAUUUUAUGCUGGUCAGUUCUUGUGUGGGGGCUUUCAAGGUACCUCAGUCACUCCUCAGGCUUAUCAUCUAAUAGUCGAGCAUCAUGUGUCAACGAUGAUUUUGUCACGUAAGAAUGCUGUUAGUGUGGAGCAAAUGUCCAAACUUAUUCGCGAUCUUCAAUACAUCGCCAUGACACAGGGACGAUAUGAACAUCCUUUAAUGUUUGCUAUUGAUGAAGAAGGUGGUAUGAGCAAUGCAUUAUUUGAUCCAGAUUUCUUGACCCAAUACCCUGGUGCAAUGGCGCUAGCUGCUACAGGCGAUCCAACAUUGGUUUACGAAAUACUGAAAGCUGUUGGUAUUGAACUUAAAAAGAUUGGAUUUUCCAUUAUAUUGGGACCAGUUCUAGACGUUGUGACAAAAUUUUCUCACCAGUUGGUUGGGGUUAGAAGUUUUGGAACCACUAUCGAAGAUGUUACAAAAUAUGGAGGAAUGUGUGCUAAAGGGUUACAGGAUGCGGGUUUGUUUACUGUUGGAAAGCAUUUCCCGGGGAUUGGGAAUGCUGCUGUUGAUUCGUUAUUAGAAUUACCAAUGAUUGGUGAUUCUUUGGACCAAUUGAGACAUUUUAAUAUUCGCCCUUUUGCAAAUCUAAUACAGCAAGGACUUCUUGAUGGAAUCAGUGCGGCUGGCUGUGGGGUUCCAAAUAUAAGUCCGGACGAAACCCAUGCUUGUCUUUCACCAAUAGUAAUUAAUCAGUUAUUACGAAAUGAAUUGCAAUUUGAUGGAUUAGUACUUAGUGAAUGUUUAGAAAUGGAAACAUUAUAUCAUUCUUUUGGGUUAGAGCAAGGUGUGAUUUUGGCACUUAAUGCGGGUUGUGAUUUAGUAAUGGUUUGUCAUGACUGGGAAUUGCAAAAUCAAGCGAUUGAAAGUAUAAGAAAAGCCAUUGUGAAUUUUCCUAGUGAUACUUUGUUGUCCAGCUACAAGAGAAUUGAAAGAUUGCAAGAACGAUUACCAAGAUGGUCCGAGAUUUUCCCAGAGGGAGAGCUUUCAGCAAAACAACCUCCAACAUUGUUCAGGAAUGAAUAUCCUGACCUAUGGGAGGAACAUCAAAAGUUGUCGUCACUGGCUUAUCAGAAAUCCAUUACGUUGGUGCGUGAUUUCAAUGGUGCAUUACCUAUUUCCAACUAUUUAUCUGAUGGAGAAGAAGUUGAUUCGAUACUAUUAUUGACGCCGUUGUUGUAUCCUAUUUACCCAUGUGAAACGGUUGAUAAAACGAAUAGUAGAUUACAUACCGGUGAAGAAGUAUUCCAAAAGUUUGGUGAUUUUCUAUCAGACCAUCCAAUUCGACAGGAAAAGAAGUAUAACGUUCUUCACACGACCUACACAGCUAAUGGAUUGACUCCGUUACAUGAAUCAUUGAUUGAGCAAUCGAAAGUCGUGAUUGUCGUGACCAGUGAAGCUUCAAGAAAUAUGCACCAAAUUGGACUUGUCAAAUUUAUAUCAUUGUUAUGUGGUGCAAGCCCAUCAACAUUAAACCGAAAUGGGGUUAAUGGCAAUGUUCCACCUCCACAAUCUACUAAACCAUUGAUAAUCGUGGCGACUCAAUCGCCGUAUGAUUUUUUCUAUAACAAAUCGAUUGGUAGUGCCUACUUGUGUUGUUAUGAUUACACCCCCAACGCGUUAUCCAAAUUGGCGCUGGUAUUGAUGGGAGAUUACGAGCCAGAAGGAUGUGUUCCUGGAGAGAAAAAGUUCAUGUUAAGAACCAAACCUGAACUGCCAAGUAGAUUGUCCCAUAACAACAACACACCAAGACGACGUUGGUUGGUGGAUGAGCUUGAUUGGCAAAGAGAUGGGGAAUCAAUAAUCAAGUUGUUCAAGUCGAAUUUUGACAGAAGAGGAAACAAGAUCGACUAUCAAGAUGACAGAUUCUACAAGCGUCUUAGUGGUUUUUUCGUUACUAUGAGGAGAACACAAAAGAGUUUUGUGGUGAGAAAUUCUUCGUUGAACAUUGUAUUGGGGUUUAUUUUGACGUUUGUCACGGAGACAGAUGGUGUUAGAAGCGGAAGAAUUAUCAUGGUUUUAGUUGACAAGUCUAAGCGUUGUCAAAACAUUGGGAAAUGUUUGCAUUCUCGAGCUAUGAAAUAUUUCAAGGAGGUAAACUGUAGUGAAAUUUAUUUAGGGAGCCGUGGUUUACCAUUGAUCUAUUUUGAUGAUAUUUCAAGCUCCACGGUGUCUUUUUUCAACAGUGUUGGAUGGACUAUCAAUCGAUCUGCCAAGAGAUACGUCAUGGUUUUGAACGAAUUGGGUGAACCACCAGAACUUCCCGAUAAUUAUAUUUUCGAUAGAACUCCUGAUAAAAUAGUUGCCAGAGACAGGUUCACGAAUCAAGUUGUUGCUUCUGUCACUACAUUUACGAGUAACUCUCAACUUAGUAAAUAUUUCCCAUUUAUUGAUUCCAUCAGAAAUGAUCAAGGCACAAUUGGUGGUUUGAUUGGUUUUACUGGUGAUAAGAAUGCUAAACAUGGAUUAGUUUCUAGUGCAAUUACCUAUUUUGGAUCUGCUGUAGAUGCUAUUAUGAUGAUUGAAUCAGAUCAUUCGUUGGAGUGCCUUGGAUUCGAAGAAUGGGCAUGGUAUUAUGAUUAUUAUGGAAGAAAAGACGUUUAG
This is a messenger RNA of Candida tropicalis MYA-3404, 2649 nucleotides long. It is a transcript of the gene NGS1, whose product is annotated as Ngs1p. Lineage: Eukaryota; Fungi; Ascomycota; Pichiomycetes; Serinales; Debaryomycetaceae. The record is from RefSeq and is a predicted model, not a curated record. The transcript has a single exon. Gene Ontology annotation, molecular function: hydrolase activity, hydrolyzing O-glycosyl compounds. Bases 1 to 2649 code for a protein of 882 amino acids. Gene Ontology annotation, biological process: carbohydrate metabolic process; peptidoglycan turnover.